AUGUCAGGCGACAUUCCGUCUGCUAAACUAAUCUUACUUAAAGAUAUACAAAAAUGUAAAGUAGGUGAUUCGGUAAGAGUCGUAGGAAUAUGGUGCAAUUAUGACGCACAGAGAAACAUUGCAACAAUCGAAUAUGAUGGCGUCAAUGUUCUUAUCAAUAUGGCCAAUGCUGAAGUAAGCGAUAAGGCAAACGAAGGAGACUUGGUGCAAGUCAUUGGCGAAAUAUGGAAUAUGGCAAGAGGUAUCACUACGAUUAAUGCUCGCAUCUUUCGUUGUGAAAACACGCUAAAUAUGGAUUUGUAUCAAUUCGUCGUGAAGCUCAGAGAUAAGACAUUUCUAAAUUAA
Molecule: messenger RNA, 345 nt
Organism: Mycotypha africana
Lineage: Eukaryota; Fungi; Mucoromycota; Mucoromycetes; Mucorales; Mycotyphaceae
Product: telomere-capping, CST complex subunit-domain-containing protein
Exons: 3
Coding region: 1-345 (114 amino acids)
Cellular component (GO): CST complex
Molecular function (GO): single-stranded DNA binding
Source: RefSeq, a predicted model, not a curated record